AUGGGCGGCCAAGUAUCCAAAAUGAUGGGAAGGAUAUUCGGCACGAAGGAAAUGCGUAUCCUGAUGCUGGGUUUGGAUGCUGCUGGAAAAACCACUAUUCUUUACAAAUUGAAACUCAGCAACCAGGACGUGACCACCAUCCCCACCGUUGGCUUUAACGUCGAGAGCGUCACCUAUAAGAAUGUCAAGUUCAAUGUCUGGGAUGUCGGUGGCCAGGACAAGAUCCGGCCUCUCUGGAGACACUACUACUCUGGCACACAAGGUUUAAUCUUUGUGGUUGACUCCAGCGACACUGCCCGCUUGGAGGAGGCUCGCUCGGAGCUGCACAAGAUCAUCAACGACCGUGAAAUGAAGGAUGCUCUCCUGUUGGUCUUUGCCAACAAGCAAGAUGUUCCCGGCCAUCUGAGCCCGGAGGAGGUUACCCAGCAGCUUCAGUUGACCAAGCUGAAGGACAAGCUGUGGUACGUUGCACCCAGUGUUGCAACAGACGGCACUGGUAUUUUCGAGGGCCUGGCCUGGCUCUCCAACAACGUCAAAACCCAGCCGCAGAAAUAA
Molecule: messenger RNA, 555 nt
Organism: Penicillium cinerascens
Lineage: Eukaryota; Fungi; Ascomycota; Eurotiomycetes; Eurotiales; Aspergillaceae
Product: ADP-ribosylation factor family protein
Exons: 4
Coding region: 1-555 (184 amino acids)
Biological process (GO): intracellular protein transport; vesicle-mediated transport
Cellular component (GO): cytoplasm
Molecular function (GO): GTP binding; GTPase activity
Source: RefSeq, a predicted model, not a curated record